Molecule: messenger RNA, 5385 nt
Organism: Cimex lectularius (bed bug)
Lineage: Eukaryota; Metazoa; Arthropoda; Insecta; Hemiptera; Cimicidae
Gene: THADA
Product: thyroid adenoma-associated protein homolog
Exons: 27
Coding region: 92-5314 (1740 amino acids)
Biological process (GO): tRNA methylation
Cellular component (GO): cytosol
Source: RefSeq, a predicted model, not a curated record
GUAAACACGUGUCUCUCAUUGAAUGGGAAUAUUCAGUCGAGAAUUUCCUUUUAAAUGCAAUGAGCGUUUUUAGACAUCACAAAAAGAAGAAAUGAACGGUUUAAAUUUAAGAAUUGUUGGAGAAAGGUUGAAGAAAUCAUUGAAACAAGAUACUAAGGAGGAUCUGAAUUCUAUAUUAAAAAAAUAUGGGGAAGAUAUUCAAGAAAUCAAAUUUCUAUAUGAAACUAAUUCCAUGGAAGAACAGAUUUCUGUCUUGAAAAAAGUGAUGACUGAACUAAAUAAUGGCUCUAUUAAGGAAAAUGCUGAUAAACUUUUAGAGUUGUAUAUAGACAUAUUAAUAGAAACUGACAUAAAGAGCCCACUAAAAAUACCUGUUUUACGGCUUUUGAUGAAUGUCACUGACAAUUUGAAACCAUUGGUUGGAUCCAAAUUUAAGACAAAAAUUGCAAACAAAAUUUUGAAUGUGGAUAAUAUUGCUGAAAUAGCAGAGUGUGUAUCUAUGUUGAUUUUCUGUUUGGAGAAUUCAGAAAACAGUGAUUUUUCCCUAGUCAGUAUUAAAGAAUCUGUAUUGGACUAUAUUGAAAAAAGUCUUCAGUACUGUUUGAACAAUUUGAACAAAUCAGAACCACCUACACAAGUCCUAGCAAUUUUGAAUUGUAUUCACAUAUGCACAAGGUGUGCGAUAAAUCUUCUACAAAAAACAAGAGUAAGUCCAAAUUUAAACACGUUGAAUCUAGUUAUCAAAUUGAUGAAACACGAUCAGCUUCCUUUGGACACAAAAUCCAAUUUUGGAAUACUCUGUGUGAUGAUUUUCACGAUGAUCUAUGAAAGAUUCGAAUGGGCAGAGCUUGAAAAUAUGGUAAAUUCGACUGACGAUCUCGAUCAGCUUUGUGUAAUAUCUGGUAUGUUAAACUCACUCUCAUUUGAUGAUUUAAACUCAGCCUGGGUUUACAAGGGUGAAGAAAAUAGUGUGCUGGCAUGUGUAGUUGAGAUAAUACUUGAUGUGGAAGAAAAAAAUUCUGCAAAUUGUGGGUUGGUUCUUACAUGUAGCCGAUGCUUGCUAUUAGCUACAAAAAGCAUAUUAGCUCACCCUGCACUCAUUACGGAAAGCCUCGUUUUAAAACUUUUGUCACACAUUUGGCUACAUUUAGAGCAUAGCAUGGAUGCUGUAAGACAUUUAGCAUCAUCAACAUUAUCUAAUUUGGUCGCCAUAGGCAAGAAGAGUGAAAACAACUUUAUAUUUCAUUCCAUUGUCAAGGAUAUUGCCAAUAUCCCGAUAGACAAAAGAUCAAACAACACCGCCCUAUCAGCAUUGAUUGGAUCGAUUCCCGUAGCAGAUUUACUAUCAAAUUCACCUGGACUUAUUGACAGCUUGCUUCUCUCUAUUAGAAACAGCACAAGUGUCAACCAUGCAACUAGCUCUUUUGAAAAUCUGAUGAAGCAGCAUUUCAAAGAGAGGAAUGACUUUAAUGAAUGGUACUCGCUUUGGGUACUUCCAGUUUUGAAUUUUUUAUUACCAGAGCCAAAUGCCGCCCUUGAGCAUAUAAUGACUACCGCUAUAAAAGUGCAUAAUGGUGUAUUUGAAAAUGCUCUUAAGGAUGUAGAAAAUCCAUCAUGGCCAUUUAACCUUACUUUACUUAUAAUGAGAAUAGGAAGAAAAUGUGGUUUGCUCAAUGGUAGAAGAAAUACUAUUGAUCAGUGGAAAGGAGUGCUGUCAUAUCAGACUAUUUUUGCUUGCAUUAAAGGACGAGAUGAAGACAGAGUAUCCACAUUUGCGCUUUUAACAGAAACUCAAAAAAGCACUGAGCUCUUUGAAGAAAGUGACUUUUCAGUAAUUAAAUAUUUUCUUAAAUAUGACAUAAAUUGCCAAAGCUUGACAAUUAGGCAGAAAAGUUUUGGCAUUUUCAAAAAGUUUAUCACUAGGUUUAAAGAUAGUUUAUCAACUUGUGAAAGAAGUGUUAAUGCAAAAGAAUCAACAAGUGUGUCAACUGAUAAGAAAACACUAGCUGUUUAUGAAAGCUUCAAGAAAUGGUUGAUUAAUUUUUUAGUUGGCAACCUUUUUCCUGGCGCAAACUUUGCAAGGAGAGGAGCAGCACUUUAUUUACUGAGUUUAUGUGAUGAAAAAGGCUUUUGGAAAAUAGAAACACAAAACGAAAGCUAUGUAAAAAGCCUCUUGCAUUGCCUUCUUGAUUCAUAUGAAGCAAAUAAAGCUCUAGCAAAAAAGUUACUCCUGAAAUUACCACUAGAAAUGCUCAAAUUGGAUGAUGAGGCAUAUGUGAAAUCUUUUUUGAGCAAUUCCAUAUCUUUGGCAUCUAGUAUAAGGCCACCGGAUAGUAUAUCAGCAGCAUAUUUUGUGAGUCUUUUGAUCUCAGUUCCAACAGUUGAUGACAUCUUAAAAAAAGAAUAUGAAAAUGCAAUCCAAAUUCCAAAUUUGAAGCAGGAGCUGGGAGCAUACAUUUGUUUAAAGCUCUUACUGGAUCAAUUACAAAACGAGUUAACAUUAGCCAAAAAGAGCUUGCUCAAAGCUUCUUGCUCAGGACCAAUGUACGGACUUAUAUUUGUGAUCAGGCAUAUUUUCCACGAAGUUAAUUUUAAAACAGUUCAAGAUGAUGAAUGUUGGAAAGCACUCACCAAUGAAAUAAUUCAAACAACUUUUGAAUGUGACAAAACAGUUGCGUUUGUUGUAAACAAUUCAUCUCCUGAGGGAAUGCUCCCUAUGGAUUUCGAUUAUGAUGUGAGCCAGCUAGGCAGUGAUGAAGAAAUGCCACAUGUAACUUCACAAAUGGUACUCUUGUGCUGUUGGAGGACUGUUAAAGAAGUAUCGCUCCUUCUAGGUGAACUCGCUCAAAAUGCACCUAUUUCAUCUGAGGAAUUUAGCGGGCUUAUCAGUGAAGAUCAGGUUUUGAGCAUUGGCGAUCACUUAACAGGGCUUCUUUCAGAAACAAAGCACAGAGGGGCAUUUGAACAGGCCUAUGUAGGCUUCUGCAAGCUAGCCUCAAGAUUGUGGAGAUACCCCAAAGGCAACCUUCAUCAGCUUCCUUGUAAAUGGAUGGAUGAAACGUUAAAUGAGAUAUCGACAAAUGGAGAACUUAGUGCCACAAGGCGUAGUGCUGGAAUUCCAUUUAUUGUACAGGGUCUAGUUUGUACUGAGUUGGAUGUAGGAGGUGGAAAGUGCUUUCACAGAGGGAUUCAAACUUUGCUCGAAUUAGCUCAAAACAAGCAAAGCACAGUUGAAACAAGAGCACAUUCCUUGAAUAUUUUAAGAGCUCUUUUUCGACACAGUCUACUUGGAGAAAUGGUCAGUCCCUAUGUCGACAAGGGAUUAGCUGUUGCAAUCGAUGGGUUUAAUUCUAACACAUGGGCUGAGAGAAAUUCAUCCACUUUAUUGCUAAGUGCGCUGGUUACAAGAAUUUUUGGUGUUCCUCGUUCCAGCGAUUUAGAAAAUUUGAGCUGGAAGAACAAAAUGACUGGAAGGAUUUUCUUUUUGAAGUAUCCAAUGUUAUUUGAUGUACUGUACAAACACUUAGAAGCAGCGGCAAAAUCAUAUUUAUACCCUGCUAUCAAUCCUGUAUUAUUGAUUCUUGGAAGAUUAUAUCCAUCUUCCCUUGAAGGAACUGAUUCUAAUUUACAGCUCAAUAAUUACAUUCCGCUUGUAUCUAAGUGUGCUUCAAGUCCUAUUUUAAAAACAAGGUCUCUAGCAGCAUUUGCUAUCGUUGCACUUAUAACUCCUAACAAUUUUGUUCAACACAUUGACAAAUGUUUCGAAGAUAUAUACAAUUCUAGAAAAGAGAAUUUAUCCCAUGGUUUGCUUUUACAGGUUCUUAAACUUAUCAGGCAUAUGCCAGCAGAAUGUAUUGAAAUGGUGCAACGUAGGAUCCAUGUUUGGAUGCUUGUACUCCUCCAUACUCUUGAAUCUGGAAGGCACUGCUACACAGUAAAAGAAUGUUGCUUGAAAAUUGCGUACCAAUUUGCUUUACUGUUCUAUGAAACCAUUUCAAAGGAACAUUGGAACAAACUUUUUGGCAUUUUAGAGCAGAAUUUGUUUUGCCCUGAUAGCAUAAUUGACCUCGUUUUUCCCGACUUUGGGUGCAGUGGUUACCUAACUCACUGUGUAAUUCUUUUAAUUACAUUGUAUUACAAGAGAAAAUCUGCAAAAUUACUAACAGAGAAAGUCACAUAUUUGAUCCACCAUCCAGAAUAUAUUGUAAUGCAUGUAUCAUUCCAAUUUAUAAUUACUAUUUUGGAGGGAAAUAAUUUGUUUGAACAUAAAGAUAUUAAUGAUAUGGAUCCUCUGAAACUGGACAGUUUUGAAUUAAAUUGCGAACUGCAAGAGGAGCUUCUUUCCUAUGAGAAGUUAGCAAUGAGUGUGGUAGAUAUGCUUGAAACCAGGAGCCAUCAUGAAGACAAACAGAUUAUUCUAAAAGCGAUUAAAUGUCUACCAGAAUCAUUUUUACUAAUUGGGGAGAAAAAUAAUCAAACUGUAAUUGAAUAUUUACAAAAUGUUUGUAAUGAUGAGCCAGAAUCAGUCGGUGCUCUUUCAUUGGAUUGCAUCAUGGCUUUCCUAAGAAAUAAGGACAAUAUAUUCACAAUCACUAAAAGUGAUUUUAACAUAGUUUGUAAUCUUGUUAAAGAAUAUUCUCACUGUGAUGCAGAUUUUAAAAGCAGGAAAUCUGUCAUGCUUUUGUUUAAUGAUCAAUUCAAAGAUCUUGUUAAACAAUCCCAGCCUACAAACGCAUUUAUUAUAUUAAAUACAGAAUUGAAAUUGUUAAAUGAUGAUGAAGAAGUAAUAAGAAGGAGAAAUAAUUCAAAUGAACUAAGUACACUUGAAAAUUUCUUCUGUGAACUGUGUAGUAGUUAUAGUGAUGAAAUUGUCAUUGCUUGUUUACUUUUAACCUGGGCGCUAGGCGAUUGCAGUCUCGAGGAAGUAUACAUUGAUGAAAACUCGGAUCGAGUUUUUGAUAAAGGCGAUCGAAAUUGUUACAUGGAAGAAGUUUUCAUAAACUAUGUUUCUUGCCAUAAAUUGUCAGAGGUUGUAAAAACAAACAAAUCGAUAUUAAAUCAACAAAUCCCUCCUUAUUUGCUCGAAUGGAUCAAUGAACAGACUUGGCUAAAUACCAAGUCUAAUUCAAUCCAAAAUAUUGUAGAUGAUUUUAAAAACACAAUUAGCAGCAUUUGUAAUUCGGUAAAAAAGCCAUCGCCAUUCAGGCCAAUGGAAACCAAGCUCUUCAUGAUGGAAAUUAAGUUGAAAAAUAUAGUUGAAGCUAUUAAUGGCAGUUAUGAAGAAGAAUUAAUUUUGAUGUUUAAUCAAAUGUGAAAUGUGAUGCAAACAUGUGAUAUUGUAAAUAUGUUAUAUUUUUUAUGGUAAAUAUAUAAUAUUAAAGAUGA